Molecule: messenger RNA, 876 nt
Organism: Alternaria metachromatica
Lineage: Eukaryota; Fungi; Ascomycota; Dothideomycetes; Pleosporales; Pleosporaceae
Exons: 3
Coding region: 1-876 (291 amino acids)
Biological process (GO): conversion of methionyl-tRNA to N-formyl-methionyl-tRNA; biosynthetic process
Cellular component (GO): mitochondrion
Molecular function (GO): methionyl-tRNA formyltransferase activity
Source: RefSeq, a predicted model, not a curated record
AUGAUCUGGAGGCUGCGCAGCCCCGUCCGCUCCUUGAUCGCCACUCCUCCCUGCCGAUGCAGCUCUACCUCUGCUCCCGCUCGGACGUCGGAGCCAUUGCGGAUUCUCUUCUGUGGCUCUGACGCCUUCAGCAUCGCGUCACUGCGCGCCGUAGCAGACGCGAAGCGGCAUGUGCCCGGCCUCAUUGAGAGCAUUGAUGUCAUCCAUCGCCCACCGAAGCCCACCGGACGGGGACUGAAGACGCUGAGAGAGGUACCCAUCAAGCAGGUAGCCACCCAAGAGCUCAACCUGCCCACCCAUGUGAUCGAUACCUUCACCGGCUGGACUCCACCCACCCCCAUACAUGUCGUCAUCGCCGUAUCCUUCGGCCUCCUCGUCCCACCGCGAAUCCUCAACUAUGCGCAAUACGGCGGUCUCAACGUGCAUCCCUCGCUGCUUCCCGAUCUGCGUGGCCCAGCACCCGUCUCACAUGCCAUACUGAAGCGGCGGCAGUACACCGGUGUCUCUGUGCAAACACUGCAUCCAAGGCAUUUCGACCAGGGUACUAUCCUUGCCCAAACCCCCAUGCCUGGCUACGAGAUUGCCAUUCCUUCCGAACCGAGUCCUGAGACGGCUCAGAUAUUGGAGCAACGGCUUGCCGCGGCUGGAGCAGAAAUGCUCGUACAUAUCUUGAAGGAACGGAGAUUUGUGCCUCCGCAUGAGGAUGUUGGAUGGUAUGCCCACUCCGACGGCCCUAUCGACCACGCACCGAAGGUCACCAAGCAAAAUCGCUAUGUCGACUUUCGAAAACAUACCCUGGCAGACGUCAUUGCCAAACGCAACGCACUUGGCGACUUGUGUCCCAACUUGUUGAUAUGGAACCUGGCCUCUUUGUAG